Archocentrus centrarchus (flier cichlid) is the source of this 6445-nucleotide messenger RNA. It is a transcript of the gene atxn1a, whose product is annotated as ataxin 1a. Gene Ontology annotation, cellular component: nucleus. Gene Ontology annotation, biological process: nervous system development; negative regulation of transcription by RNA polymerase II. The record is from RefSeq and is a predicted model, not a curated record. Bases 921 to 3368 code for a protein of 815 amino acids. The transcript has 5 exons. Lineage: Eukaryota; Metazoa; Chordata; Actinopteri; Cichliformes; Cichlidae. Gene Ontology annotation, molecular function: RNA binding; protein binding.
CAUUAGGAGGGGAGACGCUUUCCACCGUCAGCGCCGGAGCAGAGCAGGGGAGCCCUGGCAACAAGGAGAGACACAAACUCAGCAGCCCGCUACACCCCACAGGAACGGUGACCACACCUGCAGACAGACGCGAAUAGACGGCGCAGACAUCUUCUCCCUUCCCUUCCAUUGGUGCAGAGAUCAAGGCUUCACAUCAGGAACUACAGCUGAAAUCAGUCAUCAGCUCUCAGCUGAGCGGAAGGCUCCACCUACUCCACCAGUUUAGCCCUGCCUCCUAUUCUCAGGGAGUGCUGUGUCCCUGAGUCAACACACACUGCAUUCUGGAAUAGUCUGGAACCCUCUCCAUGGGCUACACCACCUGCUGACACACCUGGGGGCUCUGGAGGAGUUGUGUUGAAUGAGGAUUGUGCUGCGUGUGGGCAGACUUUCUUUUGCAGGGAGAUGAUUCCGCAUGAAGUGCAACGCACUCGGCCCCCCAUCGUCCUCUGCGGCAGCAGCAGGUGUGACGUUGUGACACUCUCCACUACCACGCUGAGCUCACCCAUCAGUCGCUAAAGAUCCCUGGACGGAACGGAUCGUCCUCCCCCACCCCUUUUAACCACCCCUCCAUAUCUUCAUCCCCAUCUUUAAUCCUUCCUCACCUGCUUGUUAGGGCCUGGAUUUUCUUUGUUAUCAAGAAAAGACCUGAUAAUAAACGGCCUUGGGUGAACUGGAUAGAGAGGGAAAAGAGACAAGAUUGGGGAAGUUUAAUUUUGUAGCUAAUUAAUGUGAAACAAAGGACAGGACAUCAUAAGUCAGAAAACGAGAAAGUGAAAACGAAAGUCAAAGAGUGAGGGAACAAAAAACAGAAAAAAAGCUAUAGUCCAAAACUUUAGGAAGAAUAACGCAAGUAUAGUUGAGGGACGCGAGGUGAAGUCAGCAUGAAGUCCAACCAGGAGCGCAGUAAUGAAUGUCUGCCCCCAAAGAAGAGGGAGAUCCCCUCAAGCACGUUACCAUCUGAAAAUCGCUCAUCUACCAUGCCACCUGCCACUGAAAGCCAGCGCUCAGAAAACAUGACCUGGCUUGCCAGUGUGGCUGGUGGGAAUGAGAGCAGUGUGGGUGCACACCGUACCUCCAGUCACUCAGAUGGAUCACAGUAUAAAUCUCCCUCCUCCAUAUCAGAUUCUUUGUCAUCUUCAUCCUCACUGAGGCUAGUCUCAUCUCUUCCUACAGUGUACACAUCCCACCUAUCACAGACCACAGUUGGAGGAACUGUCCAUUACACCCAACUGCCUCACAAUAUGCAGUUUAUAGCCUCACCUUACACUGCCCCAUACACAAGUUACAUCUCCCCUCAACUGCUUCCUCCUCCCCCACCACCUCCCCCCCUUUCCUCCUGUUCCUCUUCCUCCUCGGCUGCACAGAGACCCUCACACACAGAGACAGCCUCUGCUCCUUCGCAGGCCUCCAAACAAGACCAGCAGCGAGCAUCCACAGGACGUACCUCUAUGCCUCCUCCUUCUACAGACCCCGUCCCUCACCAUGUUCAAAUAUCAACAUCCCCACGGACUGUGCCGUCUCCUCAUCACCUAGGAGGCACUCACCUUCCGCCCCACUCACUGCAUCCCCACCAUGCUUUGGGACACAACAUGUCCCAGGUUGUGGUGCAGUAUACAGACGGACCCACCAGGAAAGAGGAAGGUGGCUCUAGACCCAGAGAGCUCCACAAUGGAGAGCUGGAAAGGGGUCGGCGGUAUGCCACGCCCCUUGAGUCUAAUUUCUCCAAGUCGGGGAGCAAAUCGCGGGAUGCCACAUCCUCUUUGUCUUCCUAUGAGGCUCGACAGAUGGUUCUGCCAUCAGACUACGCUCCACAUGAUCCAUCAGGGCUGAGAACCUCUGUCAUGUUAAUGCCCAACAGCCAUGGGGACCACCAGCUGGUACCACCAAGAGCCAGCCCUGAGAAGGUGACAGCUUCUGCCCCCACGCACCUGGAGAAAAGUGGCAACAUCAUGGGCAAGCCUGUCAGUCGUGCUCCCUCCUUAUCAAACACCACCUCUUCUUUCACAUUUCCACCCCCACUAAGUGUAGACAGUCUGAAACCCGCUGUCAGCACACUGCCACCCCAGACUGUCAUCCAGACCACCCACAAUGCUACAGAACCACUUUCAAUGGGGCUCUCUUCCACCAGUAUUUACCCUCAGCCACCUAUUAUUGGUUACAUUGCGGGAGGCAGUGGAAGCAGCUACCACACCAGCCUACAACAACACUUACUCAUUCCAGGCCCCCAACCGGUCAUCAUCCCUGUUAGUGGAGGUGGAGUCACGACAUUGGAACCUGUAACCUCCCAUGUUACAUCAUCUACCCAAGCUGCGCCUUUUCCUACUACACUCCCACAUGCGUACAUUGCUGCCACUGCCCCCAAAGGGGAAACUCUGGAAACCCACAGCAGCUCGUUCCACCAGGAUGCUUCAGGUGCAGUGGUCCAAGCCCAGCUUCAUCUCCCCAUUGUUCCUGCUCCACCGGGGCUGGUUGCAACCUCUGCCCCUCAUCCCCCCUCCAGUACGGUGCUGCCUCCCUCGCUCCCCCCAUAUUUCAUCAGAGGUUCCAUCAUCCAGUUGGCUGAUGGCGAGCUGAAACGUGUGGAGGACCUGAAGACAGAGGACUUUAUCCAGAGCGCUGAGAUCAGCAGUGAGCUGAAGAUAGACUCGUCCACAGUGGAGCGCAUUGAAAGGAGCCACACCUCACCUAACUUUGCCGUGGUUCAAUUCUCCGUCGGUGAACACCGUACACAGGUGAGUGUGGAGGUCCUGUUGGAGUACCCCUUCUUCGUCUUUGGCCAAGGCUGGUCUUCAUGCUGCCCGGACCGGACCACCCAGCUUCUGGAGCUGCCUUGUACCAAGCUUUCUGUGGGUGAUGUUUGUAUUUCACUCACACUCAAGAACCUGAAGAAUGGAUCUCUGAAGAAGACUCAACACAUGGAGCCAGCCGCCCAUGCCUCUGUCCUGUCCUCCAGCCACGGACACCUCAAACCCCCUAGAGCUGUGUCGGAUGCUCCUCAGAGCUGCAGUGGAGGAGGCUCCAGGCGGGAGAAUGGCAUCAGCCAGCGAGGGAGUGGGGAAAGUGGGAAUGGAGGUGGAAGUGGAGGGGGCUCCAGUGUGGAAAAUGGGGAUCUCGUGUUUGGGGAAAGAGUUUCCAAAGGUCAGGUGGUCAGCAGUACAGAAGCUGGCUCCGGUAAGCCAUCGGGAAGCAGGAAGCGGAGAUGGUCUGCACCUGAGGGUCGAAAAGUAGAAAAAUCAGAGGAAGAGCCACCUUUGACCCUUCCCAAACCUUCCUUCAUCCCUCAUGAGGUGAAAAUCAGCAUCGAAGGAAGGUCAAAUAUUGGCAAGUGAAGGCUAGCAGCACUGUUAACAACCCAUGGAAUUUUAAUAAGACACAUAAAAAGAUUCUACAAAAAAAAAACUCAUAAACGCCCACAUUAAUGUUUUAUUUGUCUUGGUUUUAUUUUUUGUUUAUUUUUAUUUCACAUACUGUACUGUAGAGGUAACCUUACCCUACAUGGUAUCAUCUUACAUUAAGUCCAUGUAGUUUAACACAUUUUUUUAAUAGAUGGAUUUAAUAUCACAUGAGCAAUCUGUGCAGUUUUGGUGAUUUUUUUUUUUUUCCUUUCAUGAGAAGAUUUAUGGUGAGGGAUUUCUGACCUGUGUGCUGAAUGUUUAUUGGUGGCUCAGUGGCACACAGGCACAAUGCCUGAUGGCUCUGCACGGUCGGUGACACAGCACGCUAAAAUUUCAGCCCAGAUUGGCUCACAGUCGGCUCCUUGACAGUGACAUUCCCUGUACACGGGUGGUGAAGCUGCCUGGACACCCCUCUUCAAAUCAUGAAGGAUUUGUGGGUAUUCCAUGAAAUUUCCACUUGCUCUAAAUCAGAGUGGAAGUUUAUAUCAUGUGAUAGUCACUAUGUCAUCAGAGCAUGCCUGACCAGAACCAGAGGUCAUCAGGUUAAUGCCCAUGUGCCACACAGUCGUGAGGGAACAACACUUGCUCUGCUCGGUUUGUUGACAGUGGAGUCGUUUUUUUUUUGCUUUCUUUGUUAGUGUUUUUCAUUUCUUGAACCCCCUCAUCUCCUGUCUCACCAUAUAGUUUGUUUUCCCGCCCCCCAAAAUUUUUCUAAAAUUUUAAUCAGGGGUCCUGUUAAUCCUCAAUUGAGUGCGCCUAAGUGGGUCAAUGUUAAUGUAUAAAUAGGAGAUACCCUAGCCUAAAGCAAAUGCAAACACACUGGGUUGGUGAACUUCACUUUAAGAAAACGUUAAGAGGAAUACUGAAUAUGAUCCUCGCUGUUUUGUUUUUUUUGUUUUUUUUUAAAAAGAUGAAUCACUUUAUAUUUUUUACAAAUCCAGAAAGGCCACGUGAGACGAAGCGAGAGUAUCUGCACGUUAGCUCUGAGAUGGUCAGGAUGUUUCAAAGCACUUAACACACCUGUCACUCUCACCACACAGCCAACAAAAAUGAUAUUGUGUCUAUAUUUACAAAGUACUGUAUGUUUUUAGAUUUUCUUUUUUCUUUUUCUUUUUUAGACAAUGUCGGAAAGUAGCAGUAGCACUUUGGAAAGGUAAAGCUUUUGGAAAAGCAGAGCGGUUGCUUGGUAACGUGGGAGCAGAUGUGCCAUGAAAUCACAAAGCGAGGGACAAAUGUGAGAGCGAGAGGAGUUCCAGUAAGGGAAAAUGAAAUGAGCUGGAGGUAUCACGGUUUUCAGCAUGUGCGCGGCGUGACUUGGAGGAAAGUUUCGGAAUGUGUCUGGAAGAUUCGAUUAGGAAGGAAAAAAAUUUAUAUAUAUCCUACUCAUGUUCUGUAUUAGACUGAGAGCAACAAUCAGAAGCUCACACCACAGAUUUGUGAAGUUCAUCAUAGAUUUUUAAUUUUGUGUGUAUGACGCUGGUGUGUUUGUCCACACAUACACACACACACACUCUCACAUGCACACAUGCUCACGCAGACACAAAAUAGUCCUUAAAAGUCAAUAUGUACUGUACUUGGUGAUUCAUAUUUAGAUAACUGCAGAGGCAAACAUUUAUUUUGGUGCAUAUUGUCCCUACUGCAAAGACACUAGUGGACUGACAUUGGAUUAAUGCACUGCUACAGUACAGUUGUACAGAGAGUGCGCUGUGGUGUGUUUGUGUAUGGGUGGGAGUUUGUGUAAGAGUGUAUGUGUACUGUGUAUAGGAAAAUGAUAUAUAGACGACGCUAAAUGUCCAGUGUUUCUACUUGGAGUCUUUAAUUAAAAGAAUCUUGCAAUUUGCACAUCAGGAGGAGGGAGUUCGGUGGAGACACGAUUUUUUUUGGACGGCCCUGUCUCGAAACAAGCCCUAGACCGCGUGACACACUGGAGGAGAUCAGGGUUUUUGUUCCUCAACAGGCACUUACCACAUUGUAGAGGAAACGUUUCUACUUUGACACAGCUUAAGGCCAAAAUUACAUGUGCCUGCCUACUGAAUUGAAUUAAAAACAAACCCUUUCUUGCAUUGCAUAAGAAGAAUCUCUCCCUGCUAAUUAAUACGGGGUAUCCAGAGUGUGGGGGGUUAGGGUUCACUUUUGAACACGGCCUUUGCUCAGCCAGCCAAAGCUCAUAUCCCUAAGAUGUAGCAGUUACCUCAACAGAUGUGCUUGCGUGGUCGGUCCGAUGUUUGCAUCUUGAUAGCGGCAGUGUCGGAGGUUGAUUGUUCUCACUGGGUUUUUGGGCCAUGAUCCUUGGGCUGUUUCUUUUCUUCUUGAAAAAACAAACAAUUGGCAUGUUUUGUUUGUUUUUUUUUAAUCAUAGAGGUGCCAUACAACAUGUAAACGUGUCUCACAUGCUGCUAUGUAACAAUGGUCAUGUGAGAUUAGCAUCUACAGGUUGCUGGCACAAUAGUGUUGUUAGGGAGGCGGCGGCUUCCUGCAGGCAUAUCUGUUGAGAAUAUCUGUUUCUACUCAGCCUGUAUUUCCGUGUUUUAUGGCUGCCGUUGCUUACUUCUAGAAAAAAAAAAAAAAAUAGAGGUGACGAUGUUUCAGGUGGUGGGAGUUUAUCAGGGUGAUGGCAGGAUGGAUGUGUACUCAGAUAGAUGAGGAAUGGGUGGAUAGGUGGUUGAAUGAGCAGGCAGACUGAUGUGAAGGUGAGUAAAAAGACCCUGAAUGAGAUUUGAAAAUGCUUUAUUUUGUAUAAUAGAACAGGGUUCUCAGAUUGACACCUACACAGUAGUGCAUUUUCAUUUGGUCCUGUUCUUAUUGAAACAUCUGGUAGAAAUUGCAUUAGGUUGUGUGUGUGUGUGCGUGUGGGUGUGUGUGUGCGCGCGUGUGUGCAUGUAUGGUUUUGAACGUGUGUGUGUGUGGCAGUGGUUUAUAAAUGUAUGUCAGUUUUUCUGAAUGUUUCUCCAACCCCCUUACCAACAAAUGAAAAAAGUAGACCUCUGAACAAAACCGUCAGCCACUCAAAC